Molecule: messenger RNA, 1177 nt
Organism: Spirodela intermedia
Lineage: Eukaryota; Viridiplantae; Streptophyta; Magnoliopsida; Alismatales; Araceae
Source: the annotation of a GenBank genome assembly
AUGUACUCCAGCAUCUCUGGCGGAAUUACCACUGAUCCUGCAGCAAUGGUGAUUCCCAUGGAUGACCACAUGGUCCACAGAGGUCAUGGUGUCUUCGACACAGCAGCCAUAGCUGAUGGGUAAGAGCUCGAGGCUCGACAACUUUGAGAAAUCUUUCAUUCAUUGUUCAUGCUCUUUCUCCCAUUUUCGUUUAGUUUCCUAUUAUUUCAUUCAUUGUACCUUCUUUAGUUUCUGAUUUUCCCAAUGAUGGUCAAUGAUAUCAGGUACUUGUAUGAACUGGAUCAGCAUCUGGAUCGGAUACUGAGGUCGGCAUCCAUGGCCAAGAUUGCUCUUCCCUUUGGGCGUGCCGCCAUGAAGGCCAUCCUCAUACAAACUGUUAGUGCCUCAAAAUGCAGCCAGGGGUCUCUCCGAUACUGGCUCUCAGCGGGACCUGGUGAUUUCUUGCUGUCUUCUUCAGGCUGCCCAAGAUCGGCGUUCUACGCCAUAGUGAUUAGAGGGCAAUCUCCAUCUCAUCAGGAGGGGGUCAGAGUAGUAACUUCAUCGGUCCCAAUCAAAUCUCCCCAAUUUGCGACCAUGAAGAGCGUAAAUUAUCUGCCCAAUGUGCUCUCUAAGAUGGAGGCCGAGGAGAAUGGCGCAUUUGCCGCGAUUUGGUUGGAUGAUGAAGGGUAUAUCGCCGAAGGGCCCAACAUGAACGUUGGAUUUGUUACAGGGCAGAGGGAGCUGGUGGUGCCCAAGUUUGACAAGAUCCUGAGCGGCUGCACGGCCCAAAGAAUACUAGUUCUUGCCGAGAAGCUUGUCCGGAGUGGACUCCUAAGCGGGAUUAGAGUGAGAAAUAUUACAGUUGAGGAAGGAAAGAUGGCUCAAGAGAUGGUGCUUAUCGGCAGUGGGAUUCUUGUCAAGCCUGUUCUGCAAUGGGAUGAGGAUGUGAUUGGCGAUGGUGAGCAGCUUAUAAUAUGAUCAAAUCUAGAUAGAUGAACUAUAUUCAAUAUUGAAUAUAUUUAGUUGGGGGAAUCAGCAUUAUUGACCGUAUUGCUUGCAUAGUUUCUAUCGAUGCGUUGACAUUUUCAGCGCAUUUUCUGCAGGUAAAGAAGGUCCUGUGUCCCAGGCUCUCCUGGAGCUGAUCUUGGAGGACAUGAGAUCAGGCCCUCCAGAGGUACGCACCAUGGUUCCCUCCUGA